UUGUUUACUCUCGGAGCCUCUUCAGUGCGAUGGCUGGUUCUCUUCCUUCUCACCAUGAUUGUCUGUAAGGCAGCACGAUGGAGAAAGCCGCGCAGUUUACGUUCCAGAGUUCGCAUUACGAGAGUUUCCAGUUCGUGGCGGUGAGUCCUCAUAGGAUUCCGACGCCGAACCUCCUGGUCGUGGGGCGGCGACCCUCUUCCCGAGGAGGCUUCCCGGGCUGUGAGGACCUGCUCUUCCUCAAGCCCGUCCCCGUGGCGUGGAUCUUCCUUUCGCGGAAGCUCAGGGUAUUCCAGCCCUCCAUCACGUCCCUCUGCUGGAGCCUCGUGCCCUGGCUCGACCGCGCGUGCGUUAUCCGAGAGAGGGAGUUUGCCGUGGUCUCGACGAAGGAGGAGAUCACCAUCCUUCACCUCAGCACGAGGGAGGAGCCGCCUGGCGGAGGGCGGGAGCACACGCUAAGGACGAGUGUGAGCUUGAGCGGGUGCGUGAUUCAGCCCUCCGUGCCGCGGCUGGUGUUCGCCGGCGAGUCCGUGGUGGGCAAGGUGGACCUCUACCUCACCGACGACGGCCUCAGCGCCACCCUGAAGGAGAUGCGCUCCGACUGGGUGGCGGAGAAGGGCGAGCUCCACUUCCUGUGCAUCAGCUGCGUGGAGAGGAAGGUGGAGGUGGUGCUAGGCGACCGCGAGGGGAAGGUGUACAUCUGCCUGAUCGACUCGUCCAACACGUUCUCGCUGGUGAAGGAGAUCGCGCUGCCGUUCGCGGUGUGCUCUCUCAGCCUGUGUCUGGCCAGCGCCUCCUCGACCCUGCUGGUGUCCGUGCUGGGGGCGGAGGGGCAGGCCGUCGUGCUGCACCUGGCUUCGAUGAGCCUGUCGGAGAGCAAAGUCUGCCUCCUGCCCACGGAGACGCCCUUGCGCUUCGCCUCCUGGUUCCAGAACGACAAUCGGCCUGUCCUCACGGCCGCCGACAGCGAGGGCAAGAUAUACCUCUGGAAGGAAGUGCAGGACGGGGAAAGGAAGACGUGGGCGCUUUGGGGAAUGAGGCCCUCGGGUGGCCCGGGGGUCGCGUUGGCUUGGCAUGCGGCCGAAAGGCAGUGGCUGGCCUACUCCACGCGCUGCCGGGUCGCGCUCGUCGACAUGUGGGAAAUCAAUCACUUGUGAGGCGAGGAAUGUAAAAAGAUGUUCGAGCAAAUGCAAAUAAGAUAAGCC
Molecule: messenger RNA, 1202 nt
Organism: Penaeus monodon (black tiger shrimp)
Lineage: Eukaryota; Metazoa; Arthropoda; Malacostraca; Decapoda; Penaeidae
Exons: 2
Coding region: 78-1154 (358 amino acids)
Molecular function (GO): protein binding
Source: RefSeq, a predicted model, not a curated record